This is a messenger RNA of Sitophilus oryzae (rice weevil), 660 nucleotides long. RefSeq lists its product as uncharacterized. NCBI's taxonomy places the organism in Eukaryota, Metazoa, Arthropoda, Insecta, Coleoptera, Curculionidae. The record is from RefSeq and is a predicted model, not a curated record. The coding region runs from base 1 to 660 and encodes 219 amino acids. The transcript has a single exon.
AUGGGCAUACCAAUAAAUGAAGACACUUGCUUAUACACUUUGCAAUUCGCUGACGACCAAGUUAUUCGUCCAGGAGACAAAGAUGACUUGGAAUAUAUGACACGAAAACUUAAAGAGGAAUACCAAGUUUGGGGACUGGGGAUGAAUAUCGCAAAAACUAAAUAUCUCUGCACUGGAUCGGAUCAAACAGCAAUAAAACUAGAUAAUGAAUACAUACAAACAUGUAACGAAUACAAAUACCUAGGCGUUACUUUUGAUAAAUCCGGCAAAGACGACAACGAAAUAAGCUCGAGAAUAGUCAAGGCCAGAAAUGCAAUAAAGUGUCUGAAUAAUAUACUCUGGAGUAACGAAAUAGGUAAUGACAGAAAACUAAGGAUUAAUGAUGCGACAGUCAAGAACAAUCUGUUAUUUGGGGCGAAAACAUGGAGGUUAACAGAGAAUAACAAAAGAAAAUUACUGGCGGUAGAAAUGGACGCGAUAAGGAGAUUAGCACGAACAUCAAAGCUGGAUAGAGUACGAAACGAGACAUUCAGGGACAAAAUGGGUAGACAGAAAAAUAUAGUAGAGGAAAUAGAGAGUGCCCAACUGAAGUGGUAUAGGCAUGUGAGAAGGAUGGACAACACGCGACUGCCUCAGAAGGAACUAAACUGGCUUCCAUAA